GAGAAUUAUAAUCUAUGCAGUUCUCUUUGAAGAUUUUCAUCUUGAUGUCAAAUUACUUGACAGACAUUCAGACAAGACAAUAUUAUAGUGUGUGGGUACCGAAGAAAGAAAACUGAAAAUUGUAAAUAUGUGACUGUAAAGCAUAUAUUGCGAAAUUGAAAUUCGUAAAUGAGAUAUCAAAUCAAUCGCCGUUUCUUUUAAAAAACGGAAACAAGUAUAAAAGGAAUGAACUAUUUGAUAUGAAAUAUAUUUAAUGGAAUAGGAAAUCAGUACGACGAAACAAAGAAGCCGGCGUGGUUGCAUUGAUAAAACAUGAAUGAAGAAGAAGAAUACAAUGAAAAUGCUUGGACCUAUAUGCUAUUGUGUGUGGAACCAACUGUAUAUGAAGGUUUCCGAUUCGUUAGAGAUUUACUUUUCGCUAAUGUUGCUCUUCGUCUCAUGAUCCAGUAUAUACCGCUACCUCACAACCUUCGCCACAGUUUGAGUUUAGUUAUUGGCAGUUUCCUUUUAUAUCAUUGUAUAGGUCCUCCAUUUAUCUGGACUGUUGGACUUACAGCUAGUGCUUAUAUUCUCAUAAUUUUACUAUCAUUUGUUACUAAAAAAUGGAGAGGACUAGUGGUGUCUAUGUUUGUUAUUUCAUUUCUGUUACUUUGUGAAGUUCAUAUACUCCAUCCAAAACUAUGGCAACAAAUAAGAGGCAUCCAGAUGAUAGCAGCUAUGAAGAUAAUUUCUGUAGCAAUAGAGUUAGACAGAGAUUUAUUUAAAAAAAUGUUGAACCCUGUGGAAUUUGGAGGGUAUUUACUGUGUCCAGCUAAUUCUGUUAUUGGUCCAUGGAUAUCAUUCCACCAUUACAAUAACUACCUUGAAGUUAAAUUUCUCAACAAAAGAUGGAUUAAGUUAAUUGUUGUUGAUCUUUUUGUAUCUAUAUUCUUCUUGACUUUAUCCAAUUGUAUAGUACCAUGGUAUAUUGAUGAUUCAUUACCAAAGUGGCUAAUAGCUUAUAGAGAUGCACAAGCUUUUAGAAUGUCUCAUUAUUUUAUAUCUAGGAUGUCUAUGCUCUCAAUGACAAGUGCUGGAUUUGGACUUACAAAUGACUGUCGCUCUGAAGUUCAAGUCACUAAACCAUUCUUCAUUGAAUUGCCAAGGUCACUGGUCCAAGUGGUAAUUUAUUGGAAUAUUCCCAUGCACCAAUGGUUGAAGCAUUAUGUUUUUAAAACUUGUCAACCAUAUGGUAAAUUUGUUGCCAUAUUCAUUACAUAUGCUGUAUCAUCAUUGCUUCAUGGAUGGAAUUUCCAAUUUUCAGCUGUUCUUCUUAGUAUAGGGACAUUCUCAUAUGUUGAGUAUAAUUUACGUCUUAAGGUAGCACAAACAUUUGAAGUCUGUUGCUUAGCAAAUCCAUGUGUUAAACUAUGUGAUCACAAACACAAGAAGAACAGUAUGAUUGCAAUAAUCACUAACACAAUAUUUUCUAUAAUAACAAUCAUACACCUCGCUUAUUUAGGGGUGAUGUUUGAAGCAUCAUUUUCUGUACAAGAAUCAGGUUAUUCAUAUUUUCACACAAUUAGUAAAUGGGAAAACCUUGAUUAUUUCAGUCACAUUCUUGCAGGGUUUUUGUAUGUUGUCUAUAUACUUAUUUAAGUAAGUUUCAUAAUAGUUAAAUAACAAGCAUAGAAAAUAAGCGUCUUCUGAAUCUCUUCUUAUGAUCUCUUGCAGUAUUAUAAUUGUUUUUAUAUAAAAAUUUGAAAUUCCGUUAUAUUAAGAUUUCUUUUAAAUAGAUCUAUGAUCUUUAAAGCUUGUUAUUAAUAUUACUAAUUAUUAGAUUUUAUUUAACUAAGUAAUUAUUGUGCUGACAAAAUCAGACAAAUUAGUUUAUAUCAUGGUUUCUACUUUAUGAAACAGUGUACAUGACCCUUAUGUUAUGAUACUUCAAAACAAUAUACACUAUAAUAGCAAUUUGAUGGUUGCGUUUCCCUAGCAUGUGCACAAUUUUGAUAUAGUAGGUAUAUGCAAUUUUUAUUAACUUUUUACAUCACUUAGAUAAAGUACAAGUAGGGUCACUGAUUUAUAAUUUAUUAAACAUAGAUUCUAGAUUUGAGAUCAAAAUAGUUGUUUAAAAUGAUAUUAGAUAUAGCGAAAAUAAAACGUAUUUUAUGAUAAUUCAAAGCCAAUUUAUUUGAUUGUCUUCUAUAUUUAUGUAUUUUGUGUAACAUAAGUCAUUUGUUUUUAUAACUAAAUUAUGUGACCUGGAACUACUUUCUAUUAAUUGUACUUUAUAAUUUAUUUCCUCAGUGAUUUGAAUAUCAGUUGGAUUGCCAGAAUCUUUGUUUGAAUUGAAAUGUCUGGGUUUAGUAUAAAUUAAUAUUACUUUAUGUUCUUUUGUAACUUUUUGUAUCAUUUUGAGUAAAUUUUUUAUGUACAAAUCCAUCUUUGUUAUUUUAUGUCCUUGCUCUGACCAGUAGAAUGCCGUCAAAGUAUCAAAUAUUAGUAAUGAUAUAUUAUGAUGGUUUGACAAUAUAUUGUCUAAGUUAUGAAUAGUUGUAUACAACUGUGUUGCAUCAUAAAUGUCUAACAUGAACAAGUUACUGAGAGUUCUAUGAAGGACAUCAUUCACUUUAACACAAUCAAUAUUUGAAGCAGAUAAUGUACCCGUUCGUUUUUUCAAUGUUUUGAUAAGUUCUUCAUAGUUAAGUUUUCCAAUAGUGUUGAAAACUAAUACACCAAUGGGCUCUACACUAAUCUUGCUGGGUAAUAAAGCUUCUGCAAUUAAAUCGAUCAAUAAACUUGAAGAGAUUUCUUCACCAACUAUUUCGACAACAUCAUCCUGUUUCAGUCCGGGCUGGAAUAAAUUGCAAUAAAAGUUUUCAAUGACUGGCUUCUUUGUCAACCUUGCUAACAGUUGAACUCCUGAUUCAACUUUAUAUUUCAUUGAUGUCAUUCUGUAAAAUGUAUUAAAUAAGACGACGUUGGAACUUAUUUUAUCUUUUAUAAAAUAAGAAGAUAUUUUGUUGUUAUACAAGAAAGCAAUUAAUAAAUUUGAUUGUUGUA
This is a messenger RNA of Spodoptera littoralis (African cotton leafworm), 3045 nucleotides long. The record is from the annotation of a GenBank genome assembly. NCBI's taxonomy places the organism in Eukaryota, Metazoa, Arthropoda, Insecta, Lepidoptera, Noctuidae.